Molecule: messenger RNA, 3075 nt
Organism: Cylindrotheca closterium
Lineage: Eukaryota; Bacillariophyta; Bacillariophyceae; Bacillariales; Bacillariaceae
Source: the annotation of a GenBank genome assembly
AUGGAUCAUUCUGAAGAAAACAACCAUCAGGAUAUUGUUCGCACUAGCCUAUCGGAAGAAGCUGUGUGUGCCGCACCAUCCUUUUUCGAAACCUUUCGCAUUGGUAAUGAACGAGGCAUUGAUUUGAAAUCUUUGCGAGCCUUUUGCCUAGCGCCGAAUGGGUUGGUAUCGCCGGAAUGGAGAAAGGCAGGGUGGCCCAAACUAGUGGGUGCACAUGUCGAAAUAUGGAGAGCUGCAGCCAAGAUACCACCCAUGGAUAAUGAUGAAUGUAGCGAGACAGGCGAUAGUAGUACUAGUACCAGUACUCAUCGUCUUCAUCAUCCGUCCAAAGAUGAAAUUACGUACAUUAAACAAGUGGUUUCCUCUUGCGAAUGGGAGAGUAUUGGUAUUCAUAAAGAAGAUGCUAUUGUCAUGCCUGAACACAAGCCAAGGCGACCCUCCUCCAGUCCCACCACAGGGGCUGAAAAUAAGAACAAUGGAGAAACAUCCACAAGAGUCGAACGACGAGUCAGUUUUCAUCUGUCAGAAUUAGCGUUUUCGACCAAGCGUCAAAAGGAUCGCAAGACACUUCGGAAGGUGUUGAUUCAUCUAAAGAGAACGAAUCCAAAUCUUGCCAUUACAAGUGCUACUUGCAGUGCGGUUGCCAUGGUUUUGUCGAUUGUCCAAUCUUCCUCCUUGUCCACUCUGGUCGUCCAACAGCUGGUAGCCUAUCCUUGGAAGUAUUCUCGCGAGUGGCCACGGUCCAACAAUGCAUGGGAAUUAGAUGACAAAUGGCAGAGUCUCGUGAAGGAACUCGCUCCAGAAAUAGUCCAGCAUUUCGAAACGAAUGAUGUUGACGUGCUGGAAGGGACGAUACGAUACUCUUGGAUUCCUUCGUGGUUGUCUCAAAAUAUGCGCAACAAGGAUCUACUGGCACGAAUAUGGGAUGUUCUAGUACCAUCCAAACCGGAUUCGAUAUUAUAUGUUUGCAUUUCCUUGCUCGUGUACUUUCAGAAAGAAUUGCUGGCCGAAAUGGACACGGACAAGAUAAGAGCCGUAUUGAUGGACCUUCCUUCCAAACUGAAUUCCACAGAGAAAGCAGAAGCUGUACUGUCCCAAGCGAUGGAAUGGAUGACGAAAUCAGUUUCAGACGAAAUAGAAGUGGACAUUCCAACAUGGGUGACCGCCACAGUAGCUCCAGCUGAUAGUGCCAUGGUAGAAUAUGCAAGGCAUUUGAGAGAAACAGUGACAGAAAGGGGGAAAGCGUUGGUAUCAGAUGGUCGUUGCGGCGACAAGGAAGAAAAAGACUGGUUCUCUGUUACUAUGGAGGACUCAAAGUCUCGGUUCGUUGCGGCAUUCAAGGCGAAAGCAUUGAAACAAAAAGAAGAGGAAGCAAGGAGGUCAUCCAACAAGUCGUCAUGGGUUCUGGUACUUGUCCUAUUAUUGCUGGCAGCUUCCGUGAUUGUUGGGGUAGAGACAGACUGCAGCAUCCUGUUGGGUACAAAGAGAACUACUUCUUCUCGAAGUGACUGUUUGCAUCAAAUCUCAGAUCUGUACUUGGAGGAUACAAUGCAAUACGCCUCCCAGCUACAAGCCAUGGGACACAAUUUGUGCGAUGAAAUCAAACAAAAAAUGAUGGAACUGAAAAUGGCAUAUGCACCUCCAGAUUCGUCGACCGUAUCAGACAAUGGAGUAGUUAAGGGUAUCCAAGAGGAAGAAGCAGUCGAAUCUGACCCUUCCGAUACCGUCAUGUCGCCAUCUGAGAAUCUUGACGACGACCAAAUGGUGGAAGCAACGAACGAAGAAUCUAGCAACGAGGCUCUUGAAAAUCUAAGUUCAUCAGAUAUCACUAAUAAUGAUGUAAAGGCUCUCGAUGAAUCCGAAUCCUCGAUCGAUUCUGAAGACGACACAACGCUAGACCGAAUCGAACCAGAGGCAUCAGCGCCAAUUCUGGAGGAACCAGACAGAAGUCCAGAUUCGACAAUUGUCGACGACCAUGAUACAGUUGAAUCAGAUGGCCCCGUGGAACAAAGCCGUCAGGAUGCCGACCGUUUGAUGAAAGAAACCUUACAUCAAGCAGCGGAAGCAUCCAAAUUUGCUGAAAGCCUUGUGUCGCAGUUUCUUGAAGAGGCAAAGCAUAUUGCGGCAGGAGAAGUAGUGGAAGGUGCCUUUUCAGAGACAACACAGGAGUCAAGCGGGGAAAGGCAACCUGAGCAAUCGAGUGACGACCACCCAGUUGCCGCGGAAGACGAUUUCUUCGAUUUAGAUCAUGACGUUGCUGUCGGUGACUCCGUUGUAGACAGCGUGAGCUCCAACGAAGAUGACCACGGAGGUCAUUUAGAUCAGGAAAUUCGGGCGGCAAUGACUACCGAUGAGGUGAGCUUGACAGGCACAAAAGUGGAGGAUCCUAAAGAAACCGAUGAGCUUUCACCUGAACAAGAAGAAUCAUCCAAACAAGGAUCAGAAUCUCCCAAUGGUGACUAUGAUGAAGUUCUACGCUACCCAGUAGAAGAUCGAAUUCACAUGGAAGGCAUCGAGGGCGGUGGGGAAGAUUUUAACGAUGAAACAACUGACAUGCAGGCUGAAGAGGCCGAGAUGACAGCGCAAGACCAAUCAGAUAGUCCUAAUUCCCCGGUAGAUACUGAAGAGAGCGAAUCGACUAUUACUCUUGACGACGAGGGCACUAAGGAAAAUUGGGCAGAUGAAGUUUCUGGAGACACAACUAGUGAUCCGAGACCCAUCUCAGAACAUUCUCUUACGAAAGAACACACCAUUGAUGAAGCCAUGGAUGACCCAGUGAGCGAUGAAACGGACGAGAGGAUGGUGGAAGCAGACGACCAAGCAGCCGAACCUGAACCUACCGAAGAGAGCACUGUGCUUGGGAUGGCUCAUGGCCUCCUCACUCGAUAUUUGGGAUAUUUCGGCUCCGAGCCACAUGAAACCAUACUUCUUUCUACGCCCUUCUACAGUAAGGAUGAUGUCGCUGCAGUGUUUGAGCAAUUGAUGGCUUCCAGCAUGGAUGAGGCUCCAAUGCAAAAUUGGGACAAGAGGUCCGUUGAAAAGAUGAGAACGUGGGAAAGCACAGUUUUGAUAUAG